Leishmania braziliensis MHOM/BR/75/M2904 is the source of this 2631-nucleotide messenger RNA. RefSeq lists its product as hypothetical. The coding region runs from base 1 to 2631 and encodes 876 amino acids. The transcript has a single exon. The record is from RefSeq and is a predicted model, not a curated record. NCBI's taxonomy places the organism in Eukaryota, Euglenozoa, Kinetoplastea, Trypanosomatida, Trypanosomatidae.
AUGUACCCGAACUCGACGACGCUCGCAGCGCAGGCGCUGCCGAUUGCGCUCUCGCCGGUGGAGGUCGAGCGCACCAGCUAUGCUCUCGGCGGGUACGACACGCAGCCCGCUCAUACCUCCCCUGUUAUGGAUGCCACCCUUCCAGGGCAACAGGGAGGGUCGGCGCUUCCCUUUUUACGCGGUGCAGGGGACAAAAACGGGCGCGCGCCCGGUGCCGCUAGCGGCGGUUCAAGUCUCCUGCACGGUGCUCAAGCAACGUCACCAUCAUCGGCCUAUCCGCCACUGGUGGGGCCGCGGAUGCAGCUGAAGUCCAUGACUGACGGUACGCGGGUGAGCUGCGAAUGUGCGCGCCACGCACUGUCCUCGCGGUGCGGCUCCGGCAACCUGGAUAGCGCGCGUAUGGUGCGCCCGCGCGGCAUCAGGGGAAGUGAUCACGCCGACAGCGGCGCCUUGGCAGCUCAGCCUCCGGUGUUGCAGCAGCCUACGUACACGUCGUACGCGAUACACCGUGUGUUACCCCGUGUGGCACAUCCGUAUUUCACCACCGAUGCACAGUUCUUGUUCCAGCACCACCACACAUCAAGACCUGACUCCUCGGCCCAUGCAUACCUUCUCCCCCAGUACGCGCUUUCGGGCCACACUUCGAAAGGCCACUCGUUGCCCCUGUCAGUGCUCUACAACGCUGAAGAUGUGCUUGAGUCGCUCGUCUACACACCGCCAACGGCUGUCACAACCACGCACUUGUCUUCCAGGAAACCAAAAGCCUGCGACAAUGGGGCCGCAUCGCUUUUGCGAGCCCGCGCAGGGCUUGAUUUCACGCUGCCACCAGUGGCGCAGCCGAACACAGCAGUUACAGCGCCUCUGCUGUUACAGCAUCCUCACCGGCCACUGCCCUACCAAGCCGCUUCUCUGAGACAGGUGGCCUCCGUAACUCCGCCGUCUGGCGCUCAGGUGCAGCGAGAGCUGACGGAAACAGAAUCCUUCAGACAGCCUCUUGAGGCACCCCGCACGGCGCCCGACCCGUUGUUGGACUUCACCGCUAAAGCACCCAUGGCGGUGAACCAGGUGCUCCUCCCAGCGUCGUCCGCCAACAUCGCCGUGGUGCCGUCUACCUUGUCCUCAUUUUCCUUACAGCUGGAGAAGGGCAGCAGAGCGAUGGUUAGCGCGACAACGCAGCAGCGGCAGCCUCACGCACUGCAGACGCCUACCCUAGCCUCUCCGAAUCUGUGUGGCAGCGACGACGGGAGAGAUGCGAGCGGUGGCGCCGCGCCCUGCCUUGCGUCCGUGUUCACGCCAUUCCAACAACAGCUACGACACCACUACCACAACCAUCCUUUUGAAGCUACACUUCCCAUAGCAGCGACCCUGGGGUCGAGUGACAUGUACAAUAAGCGAAACGUACAGCGCGGCACGUGGGUGUUCGUGCUCGCCCGUCAGGAGUGCCUGGCGCGCGAGCUACUCGAGGCUGAGGAAACAAAUGAGGCGCUCCGGUGUCUGCCGGCGUCAUGCACGGUGUGGCGCACCUACUACCGCCCUACCUCCGGCAGCGCCGAGCACGGCGCUGCCGGCCUGGCGAGCAGCACAGGUUCGGACACACUCACCUCUUCAGGCGUUUUCACCGCAUCGACAGCGGCGUUGGGCACGUCCUGUGAGCUGUUUUCGGCUUUGGACGACGCGGAUGCCUCUUGUGUUGCCCCUCGUGAAACACCUCCUCCACAUCCUUGUGGUGUGGAGAGGAAAGUGGGAGGGGGGAACGACCAAGCACGAGUCACACCACCACCACACCCGGCGUUUGCGAUGGCUGUCUACCGGCUGGAGCUCCUGGAGAGCAUUCUCCGUGGUGAAGUCAGGACAGAGGAGGGAGAUGCAUUUCGUUCCUGUCUUGAGAAACCGUGCGAGUACGAGCACCGCCUACUCUCCGUCGGCACAUUGCCGCUUGAGCAGUUCCUACGCAGCUGGAUCGAGAUUCACCGUGCGCGAAAGCUUCACUACGUCCACCAACUGGCGAAGAUGGAGGACAUGGAGCAUGAGGCCCGUACUGCGCUGUAUGCGGCGAGCGAGACGCUGCAGCGGCGCUUUCAGCUCAUGAGGACGGCUCUUCUUGAGCAAGAGCAUCACUACCGCUGCACUUUGGAGCUUCUUUGGACGCAAGUGGCGGCAUGGGUGGGGGUGGUGCUGCUGCGCUUACAGGAGCAGGUUGAGCGCUUCCCACUUGCGUUCGGCUCCGCCAUGAGUCGUACACGCGUGUGUGGGCGAGUGACAGGAUUGAACCGCUUUUCCAACCUUGUGGAGGUCGAGCAGGCGUUUCGGAAGACGAUCAGGAGCGAGGAAAUACGGCAACGCGUUGUAUCCCCAACCGAGUUUGAAAUGCGCGUGGUGUGCCUCAUGUACGAGCCACGGGCACGCAAGGAACUGCUCAAGCGCGAAGCCACCGAGCGCGCUGUGGCACAUCAAGUAGUAAACGCGCUGCAGACCCACUACAGCAUCCGGGAAGUAGAGAUCGAGGAGAGCAUCGAACGCCAAUUCUGGCUGAAGCAGCUUAUGCACAGCGGCGUCGAUUUGGUCGUCGUCGAGAGCACAACGCUGCCGCACCGGCUUCGUGAUGUAGCCCUGACGGAGGUAGAGAUGUGA